Molecule: messenger RNA, 3952 nt
Organism: Chironomus riparius
Lineage: Eukaryota; Metazoa; Arthropoda; Insecta; Diptera; Chironomidae
Source: the annotation of a GenBank genome assembly
GCAGUCGGCAUCAACAUCAUUAAAAUUCAAUAUUAGAAAAUUCUACUUUAAUUAAGUAAAAAGAGCAAUGGAAGAGACAAAAAUGAGUGAAGAUGACUCAGUCAAUGAAGUUGAAAGUGAUGAAGAAUCGAGUUCCGAGUCAGUUGAUGAGGAAAUUAAGCUAAGUCAAAACUUUAUAACUGUUUUGCAAAAAAUAUCCAGUGAUUCUAAGAAUUACGAGGAUUAUAUCUUAUUGUUAGAUAUAGCGCACGAUUUAAAUGACCUCGAUAAGAUUCGACAAUCUAUUGAAUUGUUCUCGAAAGAGUUUCCGUUAUCGCCCGAAUUAUGGAUGAAAUACCUUAAAACAGAAGUCAUAAUUGCACAAACUGAAGAAGAGAUUGAUAAUUUAAUUAAAGUCUUUAAAAAAGCACUCGAUGACUAUUACAGCGUAGAUAUUGCAUUAGAAUAUGCAAGCUUAACAUCCAGAUGUAGCGAUAAGCAAGCUAAGGAGAUUUGGGAUGAUCUCAUUCCAGUAUUUGGCUAUGACUAUUGGAAAGGACGUUUAAUUUGGAAGGCAUGGAGAGAUGAUUAUAUGAAAAGAGAAACUGAUCAAAUAGAAAUGAUCAGAAAAGUCGUAAAGAAAUUUAAGGAAGAACUUUUACUGCCACUGCAUGAAAUGCAAUUAACUUAUGUUGAAUUCCGUGAAUUCCUGGAGAAAUUUGGAGAUCAAUUACAGAAACCAUUUGACAGAGAAGCUUUUGAAGUCGAAGUUAAGGACACAAAAAAGAUUUUACAGAAAGUCAAGCCUUUUGAGAGUAAAUUAUCAAAACUGGAUAAUAAAGCUCAUCAUGAACGUGUAGAAACAUUCAAGAACUAUGUUGAUGAAUGCUCAGAAUUGGAAGAAGAAUAUGUUCAGGUUCUUUAUGAGCGAAUGAUUACAGCAUGUUGUUUAAAUGAGACAGUUUGGAAAGCAUACAUUGAGUACAUCCAGAAUAGAGCAUCAGAUUGGGCUCCAUUAGAAUCGAACAAGUCUAAAAUAUUUUUACAAACUGAUUUGGACAUUGUUAAUCGUGGAUUAAGGAACUGCAACUGGAGUGCUGAUCUUUACAUUGAAAAAAUAAGAAUUUUAGAAACCAAAAAGGAAACGAAAGAAAAAGUCCAACUGGUUCUUGAAGAAGCUACACAAGUUCAAUAUAAAAGUCCAGAUCCGCUUGUUAAAGUCUGGAUUGAGUACCUUACAUAUCUCGUACGGUCCACAAACUUCAAUGAAGAGAAAGAAACAGAAAUUCUAAGAAAUAACUUUAAUCUUGCUUGGAAUUCGUUGGGUUGGCAAUUUGGAAAUCUAGCUGACUGUGACUGUGAAAUUCUCAAAUUUUGGGGACGAAUUGAAUAUUCAAAGCUUAAUGAUCAUAAUCAAGGCAAGCAAUUAUGGAAUACAGUCAUGGAAAGCAAUGACAACUACCUCAAAACUGCAUUAUGGAUUGAAUAUGCUAAAUUGGAGCAUCAAUAUAAAGGAACUGAUGCAGCUCGCUGGAUCUGCAAACGUGCUUUAAAAGUACAUGAUUUAAAUGACGUGCCAUCAAUGGUUUCAUUUUGGCUGAGAUUUGAGCGCUGUCAUGGAACUUUAGAGUCUUUAAAAGCUUGUCAAAGUAUUUGUGAGAAAGUUUUGAAGCAGCACAACAGAAAAUUCAGUUCCAAUAAACGCAAGUCUGACAAUUUCAGCAAAGAAAAGGAUAAGGAACCGAAUGAAAAUAAAAGAAAGUUGCCAGAAGAUGAAAAUCCACAACACAAAAAGAAAUUUAAGGAAGAUACAAAAGAAGCAGCACCAAAAUAUAGAGAACAAGAAAAAGCAGAAGAAAUGGAAAUUGACACAACUAAAGAUCAUGUUCGAGUAUUUUUGAGUAAUUUGGAUAUUACAGUGACUCUAAAGGAUUUACAGGAUACCUUUCCGGAGAUAAACGUGGUCAAUUUCAACAUGAUUGCAAAAGGAAAGGGAAAAACUGGAUUUGGCUACGCAGAACUUGCUUCAGAAGUGGACGUGAGAAAAGCAUUAAGAUUGGAUCGAAGACUAUUAAGUGGAAGACCAGUAUUUAUAUCACCUUGCGAACGUGACAAAACUCACCGUGCACAUGGCUUCAAGUAUUCUACGAAUAUCGAACCAAAAAAGCUUUUCGUAAAAGGUCUGUCAUACAGUGCAGAGAAUGACGACUUACAAAAACUUUUUGGUCCGUUCGGAAAGAUUGUAGACAUAAGAAUCGUAAUGAAUAAAUUCGGUAAAAAGAAAGGAUGUGCAUACAUCGAGUUCGAAGAAGAAGGACCUGUCAAGAAAGCAGUAAUGAAAUUGGAUCAGAUAGAAUUUAUGGGCAAGAAGAUUACAGUUGCGAUUUCUGAACCACCAAAGCCUGACUCAAAAGCACCUCAACCGCCUAUAACUCAAAAUUCAAAGCAAAUGAUUGCAAGAACAGAGCAAAAAUCUAGAAUUUCAUUCAUUCCUGCUUCGGUACAAAAGUCUAACUUAACAGCAUCAGCACCACCGAGCAGCCAGCCUGCAAUGUCAAAUGAUGACUUCAGAAAGUUAAUUUCAAAAUAAUUUUGCAUUUUAUUGGAUAUCCACAUGAAAUAAAUGAUGUGAAAUUUACUUAAUUUUGACACUUCUUUUAACAUGAGUUUUAAUUCCAGUUGCUUCGCCUCCAUAAAGUUCAACUUUUGAUCUGAUUGGCUGGACAGCUCCCUUUCGUCUUUUAACAGCUUUAACGAAUUUAAGCUUGUUCUUGACUCUUGGAUUGCGCAAUUCACGUCUUUUACUUGCUGUAAGACCUUUAUUCUUGGCAAUUUGUCGAGUAAUUUCACGUUUUCCACCUUUUUUAUCAACUUUGUCACCCUCGUCAAUUUUCUCACCUUUUUCAUCCUCAUUGUCACUUUCGGAAUCGUGUUUAUGGAAUAAAGGUUUGCUUACAAUUCGUUCUGUGUCCUUUGACGAAUCUUCAAUGUCCAUUUCGACAUUUAAUUUAAGAUUUUCAAGCAUUUUUAAUUUUGCUGACUUUUCUUCAUCAUCAGCAUUGCCAAUUUCAGCUAGAAGAGUUUCAAUUUGUGGCUUUACUACAUACUCAAAUAUAUCGUCAAGCUGACAAAUUAACUGACGGAACUGAACUAAUCUUUUAACAAUUGGAUGAUUUUUGACUUUCAUUCGUUUAGCUUUCAGCAUCAAGUAAAAUGAUAUAUUUGUACUAUAAUUAAGGAUUAAUUCACUUCGGCACUUGAUGAAUUCUAUGAAUGGAUGAUCUGUGAAAUCUAUUGCCUUAAAAAGAUCCAGUGUUGGCUGUAAUAGCUCUUUAUAUUCUGUCAUUCGAUUUGAAAAGUCUUGAACCAGACCAUCAAAUUCAGGAGCUUCAGAUUUGAAUAAUGCAAGUUUCUGCUUCUUACUAAGAUCCGAUAAAUCAGUUUUUGUGGCACUAAUUUUUAAUUCCUCUUGCUGUUCUUCUUGUGGCAAUGCAAACAUUUCAAUAUUAAAAUCUGUUUCAUUUAAUUCACUUGCUAAUCGUUUCUGGAUGUCAAGAGCUUCCUGCUGUUCUUGAUUUGCUAUUUCCUCUUCCUUUUCAGUGUAUGUUCGGUAGUCAUUAUCGUGAAAAUCUGUAUUGUAGAAAGUUGACUUCUUUUUACCCCAGGAUCUAGUGUCUGGUAACCCAUCUUCUUGCUCAUUGCCAUCAAAAUCACUGUCAGCCUCGAAUUUCUCUGGUUCAUCGUCACUGCUGAAUUUUAAGACUUCUUCAUCACUCUCAUCAUUUUUCUUGUUGCCUUUUCUCACUUUUUUCAGCAAAUUCCGUUCGCGUUGUGUAUAUUCUUCAUCAGAAUCCGAUACAUCAUAGUCAUUCUCGUAAUUUAGAUCCAGCUUAUCAGCCAUGAUUCUACUGUAAUUAAUAUUUUUUGAUUUAAAUGCUUUUUAUGUUUCAAUGUUUACAAAAUAUUAUUUGAG